Messenger RNA from Ornithorhynchus anatinus (platypus), 1509 nucleotides. RefSeq names its product BPI fold-containing family B member 4-like. The transcript is spliced from 14 exons. Gene Ontology annotation, molecular function: lipid binding. NCBI's taxonomy places the organism in Eukaryota, Metazoa, Chordata, Mammalia, Monotremata, Ornithorhynchidae. The record is from RefSeq and is a predicted model, not a curated record. Bases 46 to 1266 code for a protein of 406 amino acids.
GAUCUGGUCAGGAGGGAUGGAGAGCUGGAGAAUCAGUUCAAGACGAUGCAGCUUCCCGACAUAACCCGGGGCAGCGGGAUUCUCCUGCCUCUGCUGUCAAUUACCAACUUGAAAAUCCUCUCCAUCCGGUUCCUCGAAAUCGCAGUGAAGUUACAGCCGCCGCUGGGCAUCCGGCUGGCGGUCAACUUGAGGCUCAACAUCAACGGCAACUGCCUGCUGAACCUCGUGUCCGGGCUGGUCGAUAUCUCCGUGGAUCUGAGGGUGGACGUCCGAGUCCGCCUGGGAGACGUGUCGGCCGGGAGCAUCCUCUUCGUCUCCGACGGAUGCGAUCCUCUCAUCGCGGCCGUCAGCGUCAACCUCCUCUCUGGAAUACUUCCUAUCCAGGCCCGAAUCUUAAUUUCAAAUAACGUCCGGGAAACGCUUCCGGUUUUGGCCUGCCCCCUGCUGAACGACGCUUUGAUUCGGACCAAUUCCCAGAUGUUUGGCACGGUGAACUCGCUGGCCUCUCUGGGCACCGCGGGCACCGUCCGGUACCUCCUCGCUCGGCAGCCCCGGGUGACCGGCCAAGCCCUGAGCCUCCACCUGACCGUGUCUGUCCGCAGGCUGGGAGGAGGCUCGGUCGGUGUUCCGGUCACUUCGAUUCAACCCACCCUGCCGGACCUGCGGGGCAAAACGAUGUCCAUGGGCAUCUGCCAGGACUUCCUGUCUGCCGCCCUCUCCGUCCUCGUCAACUUCCCCCCGCAGACCUUGGCUUGCGACCAGCAGAAAUUUCCUGCCUGCGGUCAGUUGAGGAACACGAUUUUUGCCCUGGCCCCUUCGGCGUGCUCCUCUUGCCCAGCGGCUCCUCUGCUGACCCUCACGAUCUCCCUGUCCGGCGCCGUCUCGGUCCUGCUGGAGGACGGCAAGGCUUCGGUCAAGCUGUGCGUGUUUAUCCAGAUAUUUAUCCGCAAGGCAGACGGCAGCCUCUUCACCCUUCUCGUUCUAAAAGCGAACCUGAAUCUAAGGGCCCGUUUUACUAUUUCUGGGAGUAAACUGAUGAUUGCUGUUACCCUGGAAAGCUCCUCCCUGCUCUUGGUUUCGUCUUCCAUCGGCAACAUCCCGGUGUUGGAUCUCAUGCCGCUGAUCAAUAAGCUGCUGGCGGAUCUCCUGGUGCCCAAGAUCGACGGCUGCCUGGACCCAGGAGUCCCUCUCCCCAGCAUCCUGGGCAUCAAGUUGGUGGGUCCGGACCUCAAAAUCCUCCAGGGGAUGGUGUUGGUGACCGUGUGAGCGAGGCGACCCAUCUGGAGAAAGAAGGGCAGAUGGUCAGCGCUUCUUGGCUUUGGAAAGAGAGGAGGAAAGGAAGGAAGAAGAAAAGACUCUCCUCAACCCCCUUGCCUCAUUUUGUCUCUGUCCUUCAGGAAGCCAGUAAGAUGAACCCCCAAACGGAAGCACCCCCUUUUUCCUCAGUCCCCCCAAUGGCUUUCCAGAUGGAAGCCGUGCAUGAUGAGAAGGGGGUGGGGGCCAAGGUCU